AUGACGAGGGACCAGAAUGGCACCUGGGAGAUGGAGAGCAAUGACAACUUCGAAGGCUACAUGAAGGCCCUGGAUAUCGAUUUUGCCACCCGCAAGAUCGCCGUGCAUCUGACUCAGACAAAAAUCAUCGAUCAGGCCGGCGACAGCUUCAAGACGAAAACCAACAGCACAUUCCGGAACUACAACUUGGAUUUCACCGUUGGAGUGGAGUUCGAUGAGUACACGAAGGGCCUGGACAACCGGCACGUGAAGACGCUGGUCACCUGGGAAGGCGACUGCCUGGUGUGCGUGCAGAAGGGGGAGAAGGAGAACCGUGGCUGGAGGCAGUGGAUCGAGGACGGCAAGCUGCAUCUGGAGCUGACCUGCGGGGACCAGGUGUGCCACCAAGUGUUCAAAAAGAAGUGAAGCCCACGCGGGAGGCCUGCUGAGCCCCCUAAGUGCCCUGUUCCCAGAGUUCUCCCCACCAGAGCCCUACUAAGGCGUCCCAUGGGUGAGAGUGUCACCAUGCCAGACAGAGUCUCCCUCCCCUGAAACCUGGCAUUAAACAAAAGGACAA
Oryctolagus cuniculus (rabbit) is the source of this 556-nucleotide messenger RNA. It is a transcript of the gene RBP2, whose product is annotated as retinol binding protein 2. Lineage: Eukaryota; Metazoa; Chordata; Mammalia; Lagomorpha; Leporidae. Gene Ontology annotation, molecular function: lipid binding. The record is from RefSeq and is a predicted model, not a curated record.